GGAACUCCAUGCUGCUGCGUGUCCUGCCUGCUCUGUACGAGAAGCGACCGCAGCCAAUAAACCUCCAUCUGCGGGAGCUGGUGGCACUGCUGGCUCAGCUGGACCAAGCCGAACACCACCACCUCCUCAGGCUCCUCCAGAGCGUGGCUAGGAAGAAAGAACUGGAGGCGGUGAAAGAGGGUAUUCCGCUUCUGUUUGGACACUUGAGAGACCCUAACCACAGUGACAUUAUUCUAAACAUACUUGUAGAAAUAUCUGGCUAUGAACCAACAGCCUUAGCCACUUUUCUUCCGACGCUAAAAGAAAUUGCUGAGAGUUAUCCAAGCUUGAUUGGGCAAACGGCAAAGAUCUUUGGAGCUGUUGGGCACAUUGAUGAAGAGCGAGCCAGAAUAUGCCUGAUGUAUUUGGUGAACCAGCUGGCCAACAUGGAGCACUCAUUUCACCAUAUUCUUUUACUGGAAAUUAAGAGUCUCACUGACACCUUCGCCAGCAUCUUGGGCACCCAGAGCAGAGAUAUCUACCGCAUGAGCAACAGUUUCUCUGCCAUAGCCAAGCUCCUCGUCCGACAGCUAGAGAACAACAACGCGUCAGCAGCCAGGCUGGAAAAUGAUGCUGAAACAGAAUCUCCUGUACCACUGGAUGAUUUAAAAUCUGUUAUGAAUGGAAAUGAAGAAGAUGAAAAGCUUCAAGUUAAAAUACAGGCUUUUGAAGAGAAAAUAAAUGUCGACAACAGUACUCCUGGCUCGGUGCGGAGAUACAGUUUAGGCCAGGUUUCUAAAGAAGAAAGGAGGGAUAUGAGAUUUAACAGGUCCAAAAGCCUCGCUUUGCAUGCAGUCCGCAUGAAGGGGGUAAACUCAGAGAGCGGACAGGACGAGGAGAACGGGGAGAUAACCGCUGGUAUCUCCUUCACCGAGAUCUACAUUAGCCAAGAAAAUGACAAAUUGCCUUUUGGUGUCGAUGCUGAAGCAAUGCAACUGGGAAAUUCUUUGGUUUCACACCAAAGUAUCAAUUACACAGAAUCAGCAAAUUUGCCAGAAUCUGCUAAAGAAAAGGCCCUCAAAGGGAGCGCAGAGGCAGGGAUGAGCCCCGUGGAAUACCAGGACAAGCUCUACUUGCACUUGAAGGAAAAUCUGGGUAAAGUGAAAGCAUAUGUCAUGGAGAUGGGGAGGAAAAUUCCUAUCCCCGAUCAGUGUGUUAUUGAAGAUACUGUUAGAAGUUGCGUGGCAAAGCUGUUCUUCAGCUGUCCCCUGAAGGGCCAUUACUGCCUGUACAGUAAAUCCAGUUUUACCCUCAUCAGCCGGCAGCCUCCGCUGUGGAUCCAUAUCAUGUUCCUCUUCCAGCAGAGCUUGCUUGCAGAACCUUUGUCCAUACAGAGUAAUUCUGUGCAAGUCCUUAAGGCCCUGUGGGAGAAGACACAGCUCAAGGGGACACACAGUUUUGAAACUGCCAUGAUCCAGUCUACAUUUCCACACCAAAAGGACCUGGACCACGUGCAGAUGCACCUGGAAGAAGUGAGGUUCUUUGAUUUAUUCGGCUACAGCGAGGAAGCGGGAACUUGGCAGUGCUUCAUGUGCAAUAACCCUGAAAAGGCAACAGUGGUAAAUCAGGAUGGCCAACCUCUGAUUGAAGGCAAGCUUAAAGAGAAGCAAGUCCGGUGGAAGUUUAUCAAAAGGUGGAAAACUCGCUACUUCACUCUGGCUGGCAACCAGCUGCUUUUUCGGAAAGGAAAAUCCAAAGACGACCCCGACGACUGCCCCAUUGAGCUUAGCAAGGUGCAGAGCGUUAAAGUGGUGCCAAAGAAGCGCAGGGACCGCAGCCUGCCCCGGGCCUUUGAGAUCUUCACCGACAACAAGACCUAUGUUUUCAAGGCCAAAGACGAGAAGAACGCCGAGGAAUGGCUUCAGUGCAUCAACGUCGCUGUCGCGCAGGCUAGAGAGCGGGAGAGCCAAGAGGCCACCACCUACCUGUAG
Messenger RNA from Balearica regulorum gibbericeps (East African grey crowned-crane), 1970 nucleotides. The record is from RefSeq and is a predicted model, not a curated record. NCBI's taxonomy places the organism in Eukaryota, Metazoa, Chordata, Aves, Gruiformes, Gruidae.